AUGGUGCACACCACACACGCCUUCUCCUUCAAAGUUUGUUUUCAUCUACUUUGGAGGUCUCGUUCGUUGCUUGCCGUUGCUUGUCGGUCUGGCGACGGUCACAGGUAUCUCCAACACAUCGAAGACUUCCGGAAGGACCAACUCAGUCACUUGGGCGAGGUGGUCUACCUGGAUUAUGCGGGUGCUGCCUUGUUCAGUCGCGCCCAGCUGGCAGAGUUGCUGCUGACCAGUAGUCUUGGCAAUCCCCACAGCUCCAGGGCCAGCGAAGAGCUGUUGGACCGAAGCCGAGACUUGGUUCUGCACAUGUUCCGGACGACCAGGGCGACACACAGCGUGGUUUUCACCUCUGGUGCUACACAAAGCCUGGAGCUUCUAGGAGAGCAUUAUCCUUGGACAGUGAAUGGUGGCUGCUUUCUCUACGCAGAUGAGAGCCACACCAGCGUCUUGGGGCUUCGCCAGUUUGCUCGCCGCUCCAACUGGGCCUUUGGGACCUUUGCCUUGGAAGACCUGCCAAACUUGGCAAAUGACUUGUCAGCUGCCAAGAUGAUCGAAGGACAAGUUCCAGAGAGCAUUGCUGGCUGCAACCUCCUGGCUUUUCCAGGUGAGUCCAACUUCAGUGGACUUCGGACAGACUUGUCAUGUCUAUCAGCUCUUCGCCAGGGUCCUCAGAGGUGGAGACUUCUUUUGGACGCCGCGAAGCUCGCAUGUUCACCUGGAAGUCUGGAUCUCAGCCAAUGCCCUGCAGAUUUCACCGUGAUCUCCUUUUACAAGAUCUUCGGAUAUCCCACGGGCCUAGGAGCUCUCCUCCUUCGCCACGAUGCGGCACCGUGCCUUUUCCCCCGCGACGCCCACGGCCCCAGCGGCCCGUCGGGGCCGCUCUACUUCGCCGGCGGCUGCGUGUCUUCGGUCUCGGCCACGUCGAGCUUUGUGGUGCCCAGACCCUCCUUGUCACAGUGGAUGGAGCGGGGCACUCCGCAUUUCCAAGGGAUUUUCACACUCUCAGUGCAACUGGCCACGGUGCGACGACUGGGCACCGACCUCGCUCGCAGUCGACAUGCUUUGGCCGUGUGCCAUGAAGCUUUCUUGCGCACCGCGCGCCUGCGACACAGCAACGGGCAGCGGCUCUGCCGGAUCUUCGGAGCUCAUGAGGAGAUCCGCUGGGCUGAGCUGCAGGGGCCAACCUUGGCCUUGGAGCUGCACUAUGCUGAUUCUUCACCUGUGCCAUAUGGCCUGGUGGCUGAACGUGCGGCAGCUCGAAAGAUCAUGCUGCGGACAGGAUGCCAUUGCAAUGACGAGGACAUCCGGCACUUCCACGCCUCGGGGAAGGUCUGUGGCGAUGAUCGGGGCCUCAUCGAGGGACGGUCCACGGGGAUCGUCCGGGUGUCCUUCGGCCUCUACUCCACCAUGGAGGAUGUGUCCAGAUGGAUUGAGUUGCUGGUUGAGUUCCAAGAUCUGCUUCCCACGGAACCGAAGAUUUUGGCCGAGAACCUCGCGGCCACCAACCACUUGACGAAUCCGACAGUAAAGGGUUGUGGCCCUUUGCGCGUGAACCGCUGGCCUUUAGACCCCAGCGGCAGCUUGUUCUUGGACCGCCGCUGGUGUUUGUCGCUGGGAACUCGACGCUCCAAGCUGAGACCGGUGAGUGCCAAGCAGGCGCCACGGCUCACGACAGUGAGGAUCUCGUUGAGAGACUUGGCUCCGAGCUUUGUGUUGCUCCUCUCCAGCAAGUUUCAUCCUGAGACCUUGGAGAUUGCUCUGAGUGAGGAGGACUCAAAGAUCCUGCAAGCCAAUGGUGUAGCUGCAGAUCCUUUGGAUACCACGAGGAAUGGAGCAAGGAUGCAUGAAGAUGCAUCCAAUGCUGAUGCUUCCAUCUGGUUUGAGCAGCUCUUGGACCUCAAGGACCUGCAACUGCGCUGUAGCUCCGACGGCACCGCCGGCACGGGCGAGGCACCCGCGCGGACGGACUUUGCCAACGCGCCCAAGACACUGCUGACGCUUGGGAUGGUCUCCACGGCCUCCUUGCGACGCUUCGGCGAGCUUUGCGGCUUAGAGGUGCCGGCGGAGCGGUUCCGGGCCAACGUGGAGGAGAUGUCCUGGCCAGUGGGUUUGGCCCUUGGCCUCACCGACGAGCCCCACGUGGCGCCCGGUCGACUCCACUUCGAGGUGGCCGGGCGCUGCGUCCGGUGUCAAGCGGUGGACAUCGACCCGGAGGACCCGGAGCGCUCCAGCGGCGUGUCGCUGCUGGCGGCCUUGGCCACGAGCCAAGUCAGCUCCGAGAGCUCCAAGGGGCCCACGUUUGGGGUUUUGCUCCGGAAGCGAGGCCACUGGCAAGAGAGGCCAAUGCUGGAAGUGGGCAUGUCAUUAGAAGCUGAGGAUGGCGCUCUGGCGAAAGACAGACAUCUCAUUUGGGAGAAGCUCUUCUCCCUCGAGGAUGGCGAGGAGGCUGCGGAGUUCUGCAAGGCAAAACUCCGUGGUGGUCUGGAGGGCCAGAGGCCCUUCUCUGGAAAAGCACAUCGAUUGGAAGAGGCUCAGUGCCUCACCUUGGCUCCAGAAGUUCAACUCACUGAGAUGUUGAAUGAUGCCUUCAAGGGAAGGAUCUACCGUUGGACCUUCAGUGCUCAUGCCGUCAAAGAGACCAAGACAGAUACUGCCAGCUACACCAAAGGUAAAGAUGCUGGGGAGAAGAGAAAGCAGCAAAUAGAGAGGGUUCGCGAUGUUCCAGGGAAGUGGUUCUUUUGGAUGGCAGCCAUUUCCAGAUUCCAGGAGUUGAGCCUUUGCCCUGCCGAGCUGGCACAUCAUGGUUUAAGUUUUGACUCCAAGUUUGAGAUCGAUGAGGGCAACGUGUUGGGCACCGGGAAGUUCUCCACCGUCUACAUGUGCUUUCGCCGGGGACAGCCGAACCGUCGCUUCGCGCUCAAGGCGAUUUCCACCUACACAGGUGAUGAUGCAUCCAUGAACCGCAUCCUCGAAGAGAUUAAUAUCAUGAAAGUCAUCGAGUAUCACCAAAGCAUCAUCCGGCUGGUGGACAUGGAUCAGUCAACUUCGAACACAAUUCGCUUGGUCUUAGAGCUUUGUGAGGGUGGGGAGUUGUAUGAUCGCAUCCAGCAAAAGAGGUACUACUCGGAGUCUGACACCAAGCUCCUGGUCAAGAACCUCCUGGAGGCGGUCUGCUUCAUUCACAGCAAAGGCAUUAUGCACCGAGACUUGAAACCGGAGUCCUGCUCCGGAAGGUCAGCAACACUGACAUCAAGGUCUCGGAUUUUGGGCUCGCGAAGUUGUCAAAGGACUGGCCUCGAAAACUCCCACGGUCGACCUCCAUUUGUGGUUCCGACUUCUAUUUGGCUCCGGAGGUGA
Molecule: messenger RNA, 3354 nt
Organism: Durusdinium trenchii
Lineage: Eukaryota; Dinophyceae; Suessiales; Symbiodiniaceae
Source: the annotation of a GenBank genome assembly